AAGUCACUGAUAAAACAUCGAAAAAGUGUAGCAUACUUUUGUGCUUGAGUGGAAAAAACGCCCACGAGGCAGACGAAAAUGAAUUAAUCAAGUUAAAAUCAAGUAACAAACAUUGUCAAACAAGAAAGGGCAUUUAAGUAAAUUAAGUUUUGUAGGUAUUUUGGCUACACGAAAAUACACAGCGCCUUCAUCCUGCUCGUUUCGUGGCGAAAAAAAAGGAAAAUCUCGAUUUUUCCAGCUUAAAAUUACUAAAAAAAAAAACACCCAAAAUUCCUUUAAAGUAUAGUGAACAGUGAUCCUUGAAUAAUAUAACGAAGCUGGUUUCGCAAACAAACGAAAAAGCUAGCCAAAAGUGAACCUUUCUUCGGUGGGCCGCGAAAGGCGUUGCCAAAUCAAAGGCCACAAGGAUAAAACAACAAAGCCCUAACUGAACUUCAAACUAAAUUCUAAUCCAGGCACUGCGGCAAGAAGAAAACCUCAACAAAUUAAAGAUAUAAUCAACUGAAAUAUAUACAACAAAUUAAUCAUACGCACCGUUAAAAAGCAUCAAGUGAAAAAAUUGACUAACCGCAAAAACCAAAAGGAAAAAGCUAAGAAAAUAAAGGACAAACAAAGGAAUAAAACUCUUCACAGGAGGAGCAAAAGCAGCAGCAUCAGCAAGAACAUUCUGCUGCAUAAAUAAUACACUCGACGCACGCAUACGUAUACGCCAUAUAGGCCAGGACAUACCAGCAGGAUACCAUACUCGCAGAAACAACCACACACACCGACGGGCAGGACGUGCUCCUGUUUUAUUAUUUAACUGCUUUCAACGUCAGCAGCACGUUCAACCCGACGAAAGUCGAUUGAAAGCCGCCUUCAACGGCCCCAGCAUCCCUCGCUCGCUCUCGAAAAGCAAAAAAAAAGAGCGGGUCCUUUUGCUUGCCAGUGUGUGUGCGAUAGCAGGAGCGACGUCAACGUCAAUCCGCUCAAUAUUUAUACAUUGAACCGAGUCUCCUGGCCCACGAGUCACGGCCCUCUCAACGCAGACGCUCCUGGUCCUCCGCUUGGGCCCAAAAUAAAUAACAUCUGACAGCUGCCCGAAUCCUGAAAGCACUUAACGGGCAGUGAAAAGGAAGCCGAGGAGUCAAAGCGAAUAGCGAUACAAUUUCCAUAGGAAAACAUCAACCAAACUGAACGCGAUCUUAAAACAAAAACAAAACAAUGGGCGCCAAGGAAAGUGUCGAGGCAGCCGCCAAAAUGAACGCCGAUGGCUGGGGCCAUGUGGAGCGAUCGAGUCGCUACCACAACCAUCGGCACAACCAGCGCUCACAGUCCCUGAAUCGCGGACAGGCGCUCUCGCAGGCGGACGUGAGCGGCAUGUGGUGA
Drosophila elegans is the source of this 1368-nucleotide messenger RNA. RefSeq lists its product as uncharacterized. Lineage: Eukaryota; Metazoa; Arthropoda; Insecta; Diptera; Drosophilidae. The transcript has 3 exons. Bases 1204 to 1368 code for a protein of 54 amino acids. The record is from RefSeq and is a predicted model, not a curated record.